AUGGCUACUUCACAACACAAAAAAGAUGGCUCACCUUCAAAUCCCCCUUCUUCCUCCACCCCUCACAAAACUCAACCUGGAAAAAAACAGAAGAAGCUCCUUGACUCCAACAUGUCAAAUCCUCGUCUUCUUCUUAACCGGCCUUGUAUCUAUGAGCGCCGGCUCCCCGGAAAUGCAUACAUCACAGCUCAUAUCCAGCGACUCCAACAUGGCUACUACUCCAGUACCACCAUGUCAGAUGUUGACGCCCAAAAUGUGGAUUUUCUCGCCAUUAGCUUCGUGUUUCAUGCCACUAACACUCAGACUCAUCGAUUCAAAUCUGCCACAAUUCGAGUCUCCAUUCAUGGAGAGAGACAGCGUUCUUCAUCCUCUUCCAGCUCCGAUAAAUCUCCAUCUCCCAAUCCUCGAUUCCUAAUGCAUGCACCCCAUCUCAUCUUCGGUGCUGUAUCUCCAGAGACUAUGCAAUGGACAUUCAGUCUUGCUGGAUCCCUCGGUAUCUCGGAAGCCCCAGUCAGCGCCAGUGUGAUUCCCUCCGGAAGUUUGAACAAGCAAUUCCGACGAUAUGAAAUGAUGCGCAUCCAAGGCUCAUCUCGCACGUUGAAGAGUUCCCGUGGUCCCCGGUACGAUGUUGAAGCAGGCGAGAUCUUUUGGUCUCUCGAAGAGAAUACCCUCCAGCGCUCCGGACUUCCUCGCGAGUUCACAUUCGUCAUGCUUAUCCAGAAGCAACACGCAAACAGCGAUAUCAAGUUCCAGCUGGAUAUUGACCCUGUUCUGCAAUCCUGGUAUGGGAGUUAUCCCAAUUGGGUACUCUCGUUGCCGAGUUACCAGCCUUUGGUUCGUCGCGAUGUAGACUUUCAGCAGGAAAUUGGACAAAAGUUUGCGCCGAUUGAUAAUCCCGAUCGCGGAUUUAAUUUUGCCGCGCUUGAAAAUACCUUCGAUGAUUACAUUUCUAUGCCUGGUCGGAGUUUCACGAGAACGGUAUGUACCUGA
This is a messenger RNA of Penicillium malachiteum, 990 nucleotides long. RefSeq lists its product as uncharacterized. NCBI's taxonomy places the organism in Eukaryota, Fungi, Ascomycota, Eurotiomycetes, Eurotiales, Aspergillaceae. The record is from RefSeq and is a predicted model, not a curated record. Bases 1 to 990 code for a protein of 329 amino acids. The transcript has a single exon.